GGUGAUGCUAAAAGGGGGUGGUAACUGUUGAUUGCAUUUAAUGGCUGUUCAAGGUUUUCAGAUUAUUAAAACUCACAAAUUUCCCGACAGUCUCUUAUACGUAAACAACGGCUUAUAAAUCCUCAAUCCGCGCACUGUUUACACCCGCAUUAUCAACCGUUAUCAGCUGUUAUUCCCGGUCCCGUCGUCUCUGAUAACAUGGUUAUCUCUCCGUGUUGCUCGUCGUAGGCCCAGCAGGCAGCUUCGUUCACUCAUUGAUUUGCGGUCAGUCGUCGCGGUUACUCCAGUUCCUCCUCCCACACGAAAACGCAGAGAAGAUGUCCAGUUCAGGUUCCAAUGUGAAGCGGGUUCUGUCCAUCCAGAGCCAUGUGGUCCAUGGCUAUGUGGGCAACAAGGUGGCCACCUAUCCCCUGCAGCUGCUGGGCUUCGAUGUGGACCCUCUGAACUCGGUGCAGUUUUCCAAUCACACCGGCUACAAGACCUUCAAGGGACCCGUUUCCAACGAGAAGGAAUUGGCCACAAUUUUCGAGGGCCUGGAAGAGAACGAGCUGCUGCCCCAGUACUCGCACCUUCUGACUGGCUACAUCGGAAAUCCUCUGUUCCUACGCCAGGUAGGCGUCAUUUUGAAGAAGUUGCGCCAGGCUAAUCCCAAACUGGUCUAUGUCUGCGAUCCCGUGAUGGGCGACAACGGUCAGCUGUACGUACCGAAAGCGCUGCUGCCCGUGUAUCGUGACGAAAUUAUUCCCCUGGCGGACAUCAUCACGCCGAACCAGUACGAGGUGGAGCUACUCACCGAGAAGGAAGUUCGCAGCGAGGCAGCCGUUUGGGAGGCAAUGGAUUGGUUCCACAAGCGCGGCAUCAAGACGGUUGUUAUCUCUAGCAGUGAUCUCGGCCAGCCGGGCGUUCUGCGCGCCUUCCUCAGUCAGUUGAACGGUCCCCGUCUCGCCAUCGAUAUACCCAAGCAGGGCGGCAAGGAUCUGGUCUUUACCGGCACCGGUGAUCUGUUCGCAUCGCUCUUCCUGGCCCACAGUCAUGAAAGCAGCGAUGUGGCUGCCGUCUUUGAGAAGACCAUUGCCAGUCUCCAAGCAGUGAUUAAACGCACAGUGGCAGCUCUGCCUAAUGGAGGAAAUGGUCCAGUGAAGGCCUCCGAAAGGGAACUGAAGCUAGUGCAGUCCAAGUCGGAGAUUGAACAGCCCCAAGUGCUGCUCAAGGCGCAGCGACUUAACUAGGAAGGAAGAGCAUAUGCCCAGGUCAACGGUUACCUUAAUUAUAGUACAUAUUAUACUUGUUCACGGACAAUAAUCUUUUGAUACCUUGAGAUCAGCAUUGUUAUAGGAAAAUAUAUUACCAUUAUAAAUCAACAAAUCAAAUGUAAACAUAUAUAUGAUCAGACAAGCUCUUUGAUACCUUAAGUUCAACAUUUUAUACGCAUUAUUAUAACAAUUACUUAUACAAAUAUACACACAAAUAAAUAAAUAUGGCAAAUCAAAGUGUCAGCCAUUAA
This is a messenger RNA of Drosophila serrata, 1504 nucleotides long. It is a transcript of the gene Pdxk, whose product is annotated as pyridoxal kinase. Lineage: Eukaryota; Metazoa; Arthropoda; Insecta; Diptera; Drosophilidae. Gene Ontology annotation, biological process: pyridoxal 5'-phosphate salvage. Gene Ontology annotation, molecular function: pyridoxal kinase activity. The record is from RefSeq and is a predicted model, not a curated record. Gene Ontology annotation, cellular component: cytosol.